Molecule: messenger RNA, 621 nt
Organism: Fonsecaea erecta
Lineage: Eukaryota; Fungi; Ascomycota; Eurotiomycetes; Chaetothyriales; Herpotrichiellaceae
Exons: 4
Coding region: 1-621 (206 amino acids)
Source: RefSeq, a predicted model, not a curated record
AUGUCCGAUGAGCAGCCUCACGUUAGGAAAGACGUCCUCUGGAAGCCCUUUGUGCCGGCCCUCUACGUGGGAGCCGCGACAGGGGCUUGUGGUGCGGCGUACGGCGGUAUAGCUGGCACUCUCAUUCAAACUUCAAACCCAUUGGCCUAUACUGCAAUCUCUGCAACACAAUGGUUCUGUGCUGGCACCACCUUCUUCUAUUGCCGGAGUGUAUUGCUGGCAGGCCCCCUAUCUCGGGAUAAGGACCUGCACCGGGUCGCCGCGAGCGGCAUUGCAGGUUCAUGUUCAGGAGCAGUGAUUGCAACCUUCUUGCCUCGAGGAAGUUUCGUGACGGGCGGCAUCAUGUUCGGGGUCAUUGCUGCUUUGUCUCAAGCAGGGUUGAAUACCACGCAAGGCUCCCCAUCUUUUGCCCACCUCUCUUCACGCCUGAAAAAUGGCUUUUCAUCAUUCUCUCCCAUGAAAUCUCUGUCGGACAAGGAGUAUGAGGACCUACUUUUAGACAAGCUUCUCAGGAUUGAUGCGGAGAUUGCUAUACUGGACGACAAGAUAGCCAGCCUACGCGCCGCAACGGACCAACGUGUCCACAUGGAGGACCAGGAGCCGAAAAGCCGCCCAAGCUGA